Molecule: messenger RNA, 2644 nt
Organism: Gossypium raimondii (Peruvian cotton)
Lineage: Eukaryota; Viridiplantae; Streptophyta; Magnoliopsida; Malvales; Malvaceae
Product: calmodulin-binding protein 60 B
Exons: 8
Coding region: 454-2349 (631 amino acids)
Biological process (GO): regulation of salicylic acid biosynthetic process
Cellular component (GO): nucleus
Molecular function (GO): DNA-binding transcription factor activity; sequence-specific DNA binding; calmodulin binding
Source: RefSeq, a predicted model, not a curated record
ACAACGAAGAUCAUAGCUGAGCGGGGACGACCGUGCGAAUUUUGUAAAGAGAUUUCUAAACAGAUUGGCCACAGUGCCAAAGUCAUCACUGUGAGUAAACACAACAUUGUCCACAACGCAAUAACAACAACGAAAGUUCGCCGACGUUUCCUUGAACCUUCUCUUCCUAAAAUCCAAUUCCCUCGCUUUUCACUUUACUCCUCCUCUCUUUUUCUUUUUCAAAAAGGAAAAAAAAAAAGGAGAGAGAAAUUUUAUUCUCUUCUUUUUUGGGUGGAUAAAAAUCGAAUCACCUUUGAAGAGAAAGAGAAGUGUUUUUCGAGUUUGGGGUUGUGUUUUUUUGAGAAAUGCAAAGUUCAAAAUAAGCUAGGAGAAGUGGGAAAAGAAAGAGAGAGAGAGAAGUUUUGCUGUGUUAGUAGUUUCUGGGCAACCAAACAGGGCUGAGUUUGAAAAAAAAUGCAAAUGAAGUAUCUGGCGAGAGAGAAGAGAGGUUUAGAUUCGAGUUCUGGUGAUGAAGGGCCUGACAGGAAACGACCUGCUCUUGCUAGUGUGAUUGUUGAAGCACUGAAGGUGGAUAGUCUGCAGAAACUUUGCUCAUCAUUGGAGCCUAUUCUUCGGAGAGUUGUCAGUGAAGAAGUGGAACGUGCUUUAGCAAAGCUGGGCUCUGCCAAGCUUUCGGCUAAGUCUUCUCCUAAGUGGAUGGAAGGACCUGAUGGAAGAAAUUUGCAGCUGCACUUUAGAUCCAGGUUGUCCCUUCCUCUGUUUACAGGAGGGAAGGUCGAAGGGGAGCAAGGUACCGCUAUCCAUAUCGUCCUGGUCAACGCAAACACCGGUCAUGUCGUAACAUGCGGUCCCGAAUCCGUAGCCAAGCUUGAUGUCUUCGUGCUCGAGGGUGAUUUUAACAAUGAAGAUGAUGAUAACUGGACUGAAGAAGAAUUUGACAGUCAUAUCGUCAAGGAGCGUGAAGGGAAGAGGCCACUACUAACUGGAGAUCUGCAAGUAAUGCUCAAGGAUGGUGCAGGAACACUAGGGGAGUUGACAUUUACUGACAACUCGAGCUGGAUUAGGAGCAGGAAAUUCAGGCUGGGGCUAAAGGUUGCCCCUGGUUGUUGUGAUGGUAUCCGUAUUCGUGAAGCGAAAACAGAAGCCUUCACCGUUAAGGAUCACCGAGGAGAAUUAUAUAAGAAACACUAUCCACCUGCGUUACACGAUGAAGUGUGGAGAUUAGAGAAGAUUGGCAAAGAUGGGUCGUUUCACAAGCGGCUCAAUAAAGCUGGGAUCUUUACAGUUGAAGACUUUCUACGACUUGUGAUUAGGGACUCACAAAGGCUGAGAAAUAUUCUUGGAAGUGGAAUGUCUAAUAAGAUGUGGGAUGUUCUGGUGGAGCAUGCAAAAACUUGUGUUCUAAGUGGGAAACUUUAUGUUUAUUACCCUGAUGAUGUGAGAAGUGUUGGCAUAGUCUUUAACAGCAUCCACGAGUUGAGUGGCCUAAUUGCUAAUGGACAAUUUUAUGCAGCUGAUUCUCUUGCAGACAACCAGAAGGUUUACGUGGAUGCUUUGGUGAAGAAAGCAUAUGAAAAUUGGAUGCAUGUUAUAGAGUAUGAUAGUAAAUCUCUGCUAGGGUCUAAGGAAGAUGACAGUGCAGGUCCUUCACAAGCCAAUGUUCCAAUGGAUCCACAAGGUUAUCCAAUUUCAAUCAACCAGCAACACACUCUACCAACCCUGUCAGUCCCAGUUCCUUCUGAGCAGCCUCCUAUAGAUUCUAGUCUAAAUGUUGGAGGUUAUGAUGAUAGUAUGGCGGCAAGAAUGUCAAUGCAAUCACAAAAUGUGCAUCUUCAUGCUCAGAAUCAGUUCAGUGGCUCUUCAUUCACUCUACAAAAUCCUUUGGUCAGUGGUUCACACCAGGUCCAGGUUCCAGGACAUGACAAUGGCCCAGCUCUUGGUCCAUGUCAAUCGUCCAUGCCAGGUUUCCAUGAGGGCGGGACAUCACACAUUCCUACUUACAAGGGAAUCGAUGAUUUCUUCUCUGAGGAGGAGAUUAAAAUGAGAAGCAAUGAAAUGCUUGAUAAUGAAGACAUGCAGCAUUUGCUUCGUAUCUUUAACAUGGGAAGCCAUUGCCAUGCUACUCCUCCUCCUCCUCCCUUUAAUGCUAUUGAAGAUACUCAUCCGUAUCCCUCAACAUAUAUGCCCACCCCAUCCCUGGCUUACGGUUUCGAUAAUGAUGCUUCACGUUCAUCAGGCAAAGCCGUAGUGGGAUGGCUCAAGCUUAAGGCAGCUCUGAGAUGGGGCAUCUUCAUUAGGAAAAAGGCUGCUGAAAGACGAGCACACCUCAUCGAGUUAGAUGAUUCGUAGAUUAUAUCUAUAGCCUCCCAAGUCCAACCAGAGCAAGAAGGACUCAAAAGACAUUUAGGUUUGUUGGCAGGGUCUGGCUGCCAUCAAUGAACUAUUCCUGUUUGUACAUUUCUUGUCUGUACAGUAUGCUUCCAUCCUAAACUAGGAAGGUCACAAUCCGGGUGGAGGCUAGAAAUGUUAGCGGAUGUAACAGAUGCAUGUUACUAGUCUAAGACAUAUAGAUGACCAACAUCUAUUGUAUUAUGUUGAGGUCUAACGAAAUAAAAACAAAGUAAGGCAACGUUUAUUUGUGGUA